GCGGCCGCAGCCAGCAAUGGGCCUCUGCCCCUUGAGGGUUAUCGCGUGCUAGACAUGUCCAGAGUGCUGGCUGGUCCGUACUGCACACAGAUUCUGGGUGAUCUUGGCGCUGAAGUCAUAAAAAUCGAGCACCCAACGCGGGGAGAUGACACUCGGGCAUGGGGUCCCCCGUACGCAAAGUACAAACCGGAUUCUGGAAGACAAGGCCCGGGCGAAUCCGCGUAUUUUUUGGGGGCCAAUCGCAACAAGAAGUCUCUAGGACUAUCGUUCCAACACCCAGAUGGAGUGGAUAUCCUGCAUAAGCUGGCGGCGAAAUGCGACAUCCUGGUCGAAAACUAUCUCCCAGGCACAUUGAAGAAGUAUUCGAUGGACUAUGAGAGCCUGCGAAAGAUCAACCCCGGACUCAUCUAUGCUUCUAUUACGGGCUACGGCCAGACCGGCCCUUACUCUAACCGCGCUGGCUACGAUGUCAUGGUCGAGGCCGAGUUUGGCCUCAUGCACAUCACAGGCUCGCGAGAUGGCCCGCCCGUCAAGGUCGGUGUAGCCGUUACCGACCUGACGACUGGCCUGUACACUAGCAAUAGUAUCAUGGCGGCACUUUUGUCGAGAGCUAGGACUGGAAAGGGCCAACACAUUGACGUGGCGCUGAGUGAUUGCCAAACAGCUACAUUGGCCAACAUUGCAAGCAGCAGCCUGAUAAGCGGGAAGAAGGACAGCGGUCGCUGGGGAACCGCUCAUCCAUCCAUCGUCCCGUACAGAGCGUUCAAGACAAAGGACGGCGAUAUUCUUAUUGGCGGUGGCAAUGACCGCUUGUUUGGCAUUCUCUGCGACGGUCUUGACAAGCCGCAGUGGAAGGACGACGCCAAGUUCAAGACAAACGCUGACCGAGUGGCGCACCGUAAUGAACUAGAGGCCGAAAUCGAGGCCAUUACACAGCAAAGAACAACGCAGGAGUGGCUGGAGACGUUCGAGGGAUCGGGAAUGCCGUAUGCCGCCAUCAACGAUAUCCAAGGCACUCUCAAUCACAGCCACACAAAAGCCCGAGACAUGGUCAUCGAGAUUGACCACGAGUACUGUGGCCCAAUCAAGAUGGUGAACACGCCUGUCAAGUGGUCAGAAACUCAGCCCUUUAUGAGGAUACCGCCUCCGAUGUUGGGCCAGCACACGAAUGAGAUCCUGGGCGAGCAUCUCGGUUUGAGUGAAUCAGAUAUUGCUGCGCUCAAGGACCAGGGGGUUGUCAGUUAGAAUAUGGCUGUGACAAUUGGUUCUAUAUACCAUAUUAGACAUUUAGAUGAUGAGAAAUGAUAACAUGAUG
This is a messenger RNA of Trichoderma atroviride IMI 206040, 1315 nucleotides long. RefSeq lists its product as uncharacterized. The record is from RefSeq and is a predicted model, not a curated record. Lineage: Eukaryota; Fungi; Ascomycota; Sordariomycetes; Hypocreales; Hypocreaceae. Gene Ontology annotation, molecular function: catalytic activity.